AUGGGCUUCCUCAAAGGGUUCGGCGGAAUGCAGAAGAGGAUCACUAGAGAUGGGCAACCGGCCAAGAGAAGAGGUCCGAAACCUGACAGUAAACCAGCGCAAACGCGGCGACAGGAGCUCAAUCGGCAAGCUCAAAGAACACACCGUGAACGUAAAGAGAAUUACAUCAAAGCCUUGGAAAUGGAACUUGCACGUCUGCGCGAAGUUUUCGUCUUCGAACAGAAUACGCGAGACGCAACCAUUCAGCAGCAAAAGUUGAUGAUUGAGAAUCAGCAACGAGAGAUACUGGCAUUGAGAGAGGUCCUAACAUCUCGGGGAAUUGCAUUCGAAAACGAACUCGAGAACAGGAAAGCUAUGCUUGCCCUGAAACCGAAGCGAGAGGAAAAUUCCAUGACCCCUCCAUCGCUGAAUACUUUGAGUCCCCCAUCCGUUGGUCCCAGAUCCGUCGGUUAUGGGAGUGCUGUGACGGGGCAUGCUUCCGUGACAAGCGGCUAUUCCCCACAAGCAUACCUGAACGGUGGUGCCUUGAGUGCGUCAGGUCACUCUCCCGGGACAACCCACUACGCCAGUUCGCCUCAAGGACCAGAAAUCCAAGAGUUCGGCAUCAAACAAGAAGAAGGAGCCACACCAGACAUGCCGGGUAUUUUCGAGAGAGAACCCCAGUUGGGCAUUGAUUUCAUCUUGAAGCUGGAGCAGACUUGUCGUGAUCAUGAGGAGUAUCUUGUCCGGCGAUCAGCGGACUCACCCAACAAUGACGAAGAAGCACUAUUUUCCGGCCAUGCCCUGAUGGCCACCUGUCCACCUCCGAGCCAUAUCGCGCGAGUUGCCGCUCAAGAGGGUGGCUUGGUGCCCACAUACGAGCACAAAGUGCCAGAUGCCGAGUCAGUACAAAUUUUGAACAACUUGCUAAAUCUCAGCCAAACGCUCAAAGGCAGCGCAAUCCCCAGCGGCCAGGUGACUCCUAUCAUGGCUUUACAAUCUCUCAAGGGCCAUCGAAACUACACUACUCUUACGAGGGAAGACGUCUUGGGUAUGAUUGAGUCCAUCAGGAGCAAGGUCCGAUGCUAUGGUUUUGGGGCAGUGAUGGAAGAUUUCGAACUCCGGGAUGCUCUCUCGAGUAUCUUUGCAACGAAGCCAGAGACAUAUGAUCAACUAGGCACGGAUUAUUCGGCUGAGAUUGACGAGAUGUACUCAUGA
This is a messenger RNA of Fonsecaea nubica, 1197 nucleotides long. RefSeq lists its product as hypothetical. Gene Ontology annotation, molecular function: transcription cis-regulatory region binding; DNA-binding transcription activator activity, RNA polymerase II-specific. The transcript is spliced from 4 exons. NCBI's taxonomy places the organism in Eukaryota, Fungi, Ascomycota, Eurotiomycetes, Chaetothyriales, Herpotrichiellaceae. The record is from RefSeq and is a predicted model, not a curated record. Gene Ontology annotation, cellular component: RNA polymerase II transcription regulator complex. The coding region runs from base 1 to 1197 and encodes 398 amino acids.